GUCAGCGUCUACGCCGUGUUUAUUUCCGGAAGUAAAUUGUUGUCAGUGUCAGACUUUCCACUAGGAUUAUCAAAUCUCACAUUUACAGCACCAGAACGUCAGGUGUGUCCUCAUCCACAGGAUGGCACAUUGGUUUCACAGGAACCCCCUGAAGGCAACAGCGCCUGUGUCCUUUAAUUUCUAUGGAGUGGCAGGAAGCCCCUCUGCCAAUAAGAUAUGCAAUGACCUGCGGACUAACAGGGCGAGACUGCUGGAGAUGUUCACUGAUGUCACCUGCAACCCUGAGAUCAUGAAAAAUGCCACAGAUGCAUACUUCUCCCUCCUCCAAGGCUUUAUCACGGCCCUGGAUGGAACAACACAGGAGAACAAGAUGAGAUUCAUUCAGAACUUCAAGUGGACUGACACCUUACAAGGAAACACACCAAGUGCCCAGCAGGAUGCAGUCUUUGAACUGGUCUCCAUGGCCUUCAAUGUAGCCCUGUGGUACACCAAGUUUGCCUCGAGACUAGCAGGGAAAGAAAACGUGACAGAGGCUGAAGCGAAAGAUGUUCACCGGAGCCUGAAAGUUGCUGCUGGUAUAUUCAAAACUCUCAAGGAGGUCCACAUCCCUCGUCUCAUCACUCCGGCUGAAAAGGGCAGAGACCUGGAGCCCAGAGCAAUGGAUACAUACAUCAUCCAGUGCCAAGCGGAGGCACAAGAAGUGACAAUUGCCAGAGCAAUUGAACUGAAGCACAACGCAACACUCAUCGCAGCGCUGGCAUUUGAGACAGCAAACUUUUAUCAAAAAGCUGACCACACGUUGAACACCUUGGAGCCAGAAUGCAGUGGCAAAUGGAGGAAGUAUCUUGAGCUGAAGCAGCACUUCUACAUGGCUUAUGCUUAUUGCUAUAAUGGGCAGACGCUGUUGGCGAGUGACAAGUGCGGUGAGGCUAUAAGAUCCCUCCAGGAGGCAGAAAAGUGUACGUAUAUCUUUGACUAGCGUUCAACCUUAAAAAUGUUUUUAACCACAUACUAUAUACAUGUGUUAAAGUGCCUAAGUAACAAGCAUUAUAAUUAGAUAGCACCCUUAAACAUUAUUAUAUCCAAGAAUUAAAAAAAGUAAUGGAACAACACAAGUAUUACAGAGGCCAAUUGCACAAUUAAUUUAUUACCUCAUCAAUAAACUUUUAGUAAGUAA
Molecule: messenger RNA, 1177 nt
Organism: Notothenia coriiceps (black rockcod)
Lineage: Eukaryota; Metazoa; Chordata; Actinopteri; Perciformes; Nototheniidae
Gene: brox
Product: BRO1 domain and CAAX motif containing
Exons: 10
Coding region: 122-979 (285 amino acids)
Source: RefSeq, a predicted model, not a curated record